CACCCGCUCCCGCUGGGCAACCCUUCUCAAUUGCACGGCACCACUGCCAACACUAGCACCUAUGGCACCAGCGGGAAUUCUGUUACGGCGAGGCAGCGGAUGCUGCUGCAGCAGUGCCGCGAGGAGUGUUGUCUCCUCUAUGCGGGCAUAUUCCACUCUGGAGCUGCCCGAAGCAAGGAAGCAAGGCGAAGAGAACAAAGCCUGGGCCAAGACGCCGGGCGCGCGACAGGUCCUUGAUCAACCACCGUUCGAAGGGGAGGACGGUGAUAUAGGUGCAGCUCGGGCUUCGGCGUGCAUGCUGGAAUCUCUCGAGGGUUAUCUUCAGGCUCGUCGAUGGCCUUACCGCGAAGAACCUGCUCGGCGAUUCCUCUCGCACCUCCUCACCUACCCUCUCACGCUAGCGGCCGGUUUGCGGGAAGCCCGGAUAAAGCAGCAGCCCGAGUAUACCAACAGCGACGGCCGUCGUAACAAGCUCGCCGUUGUCUGCUUGGGCGCCCGGGCCGAGAGCACGAUGCCCCCGGCGUACUGGCGGGAGGCACUCUUCGCCCUCCCGGACGUCUCUCGCCUUUCCCUUCAUCUCAUCGGCCCGGAGCUAGGCCUUCCCCCCGGCGUUGUUGCGGCAGCGCGACCGGGGACAGCGGCCUGCGACGGAGCGGGCACGAUUGGCCCUAUCUCGACUGCUGUUAUCUCUGUAGGUGCAAGGACGGCUGAUAUUGCGUGGACUCGAGCCAUGGUGGGCUCAAGCGCCGGCGGGUGCGUCACGGGAGCAGAGCAGAAGCCAGAGGCGGCGGCGGGUUCAGCUGUGGGCUCUGGAAGAGGUGCUGCCACAGAACCGGGGGGGGCGGGGGCAGUAGAGGCUGCAGAGGAAGCCGUAGAAGCGGCCGACGCGUUCGUUCUUUUCAACCCAGGCCUUGGGCACCCGCACCUCCGGCAAGGGUGGGACGGGGCGCUGAAACGCCUUCUCGCUACCGGAAAACCGAUAGUCGUUUCGUGUCACAGCCCGAAGGACCUGGAUAGAGACACGCGUCUGCUGCGCGAGGCGGGGGCGGAGCCGUGCUGCCCCCCCAGCGCCGCAAACGCCUCGGCGGGGGAAGGGAACGGCAACCGGGGGAACGGUUUGGGUGCGAAAGAAAACCCCUUCCGUAGCUUGAUGGCGUCGGAGGACCCGCUCUCGGUGCCGGGGGAUGAAGAUCUCGUGUGGUGCAACUGGGGGAUGAUGGUUGUACGAGGGGCAGGGGAUGCAAGAACAAAGGGCAGGGUAGCCUUGUAGCGGUGUCGUCAGCUUUCUGUCCCUCUCAGAGAACACGUUGCCCACCACCCGAGGGUAGGAUCAAAGGUGGUUCUCGACGGUUGUGUGCGAGACGAAGAAGAGCCGAUAACGUGGCACAUAGGUAUGGGGGAUUUUAACGGCCGCUAAGGCAAACCAUCCGUACCGCCGGAAGGGUUCCAUGAUCUUCAUGCAACUUGGCACUCGUAAUUGAGAAGGGGAAGGAGGUCCCGUAUCUUUCUAAGCCAAUAAAAUAUGCUGUGAAAACCGCGGUAACGAUUCACUUCUUCAUU
Molecule: messenger RNA, 1560 nt
Organism: Ectocarpus siliculosus
Lineage: Eukaryota; Phaeophyceae; Ectocarpales; Ectocarpaceae
Source: the annotation of a GenBank genome assembly